Haemorhous mexicanus (house finch) is the source of this 4096-nucleotide messenger RNA. RefSeq names its product ring finger protein 19A, RBR E3 ubiquitin protein ligase (gene RNF19A). NCBI's taxonomy places the organism in Eukaryota, Metazoa, Chordata, Aves, Passeriformes, Fringillidae. Gene Ontology annotation, cellular component: cytoplasm; ubiquitin ligase complex. The record is from RefSeq and is a predicted model, not a curated record. Gene Ontology annotation, molecular function: ubiquitin protein ligase activity; zinc ion binding; ubiquitin conjugating enzyme binding. The transcript has 12 exons. Gene Ontology annotation, biological process: protein polyubiquitination; ubiquitin-dependent protein catabolic process; positive regulation of proteasomal ubiquitin-dependent protein catabolic process. The coding region runs from base 681 to 3134 and encodes 817 amino acids.
CCCGCCCCGGCCAGGCGGUGCCGCCCCCUCCGUUCCUCACUCGCACUCACACACACACACACAUAGACACACACACGGGCACACACAAACGGAGGCGCUUCCUGCGCGGCGCCGGGCUCGGGCGGGCGGAGCAGCGCCGCUUCCUUCCCGCCGACUCACAGCUCUGUUUCCAUUGUGCCUUCUGUGUCAGCUGAUGGAAGAUGUGUAGCUGAAUGAAUUGGUGUACCUAAUACAGCUUCAAGACACUGGGACUGGUGUUGGAUCUUACUGCUAAAAGCAUGUGAAUUGCACCUGGAGGUAGACUUCCACCAAGAAGAUGCAGUUCACCAAAAGUUUAAAAAAUUCCUUUUGUACAGUCAAGCUUCCAAGAAGUGGGAAUAGUUGCAUGUUUGGGGAGAACUUAGUGAUUUUGGUUGGAGAUGAUCUGCUGCUUUUUCCUCUGUCAGAGGAAAAUAGAAAGAGUUCCUUCUUUCUCUCUCUUGUCACUGUGCGGUCAUUUAAGCAGCAGAGAACAGAAGGAAAUCCUCGGUGUCAUCUUAUACAUAGGGAAUUCUUCUGAAGGAUUUGCUGGAAGCAGAUAUGUGUGGAUUUUCUGCAUGAAGACUCUCAAACUGGAUUACAUAAUAAUAUGCCUGUACCCUCUGCCUCUAUUUGAUCCUUAAAAAUGAUUAGGAUUGUAUAUGAAAUUUAACCCCUUUCUGAUGAGUGACUUAGACAUGAGUUUACAUCGGCAAAUGGGCUCUGAUCGGGACCUCCAGUCUUCUGCUUCCUCUGUGAGCCUGCCAUCAGUUAAAAAGGCACCAAAGAAAAGAAGAAUUUCACUGGGCUCACUUUUUCGGAGAAAAAAAGACACGAAACGCAAGUCUAGGGAUUUAAAUGGAGGUGUUGAUGGAAUUGCAAGUAUUGAAAGUAUUCAUUCAGAAAUGUGUACAGACAAGAACUCUAUUUUCUCCACGUGUACCUCUUCUGAUAACGGAACAACCUCUAGCAGCAAACCAAGCGGAGACUUCAUGGAAUGCCCCUUGUGCCUUUUGCGGCACUCCAAGGACAGGUUCCCGGAGAUAAUGACUUGUCACCAUAGAUCCUGUGUGGAUUGCUUGCGUCAGUAUCUGCGGAUAGAGAUCUCUGAGAGCAGAGUUAAUAUUAGCUGCCCAGAAUGCUCAGAACGCUUUAAUCCUCAUGAUAUUCGUUUGAUAUUAAAUGAUGACAUCUUGAUGGAAAAAUAUGAAGAGUUUAUGCUUAGGCGAUGGCUGGUUGCAGAUCCUGAUUGUAGGUGGUGCCCAGCUCCAGAUUGCGGGUACGCAGUGAUCGCGUUUGGAUGUGCCAGCUGCCCCAAGCUGACGUGCGGGCGAGAGGGCUGCGGGACGGAGUUCUGCUACCACUGUAAGCAGAUCUGGCAUCCCAACCAGACCUGCGAUGCUGCCCGCCAGGAGAGGGCUCAGAGCCUGCGCCUGAGAACAAUUCGUUCUUCAUCUAUCAGUUACAGCCAGGAGUCUGGAGCAGCAGCUGAUGACAUAAAGCCAUGCCCACGCUGUGCUGCUUAUAUAAUAAAAAUGAAUGAUGGAAGCUGCAAUCAUAUGACUUGUGCUGUCUGCGGCUGUGAAUUCUGUUGGCUAUGUAUGAAAGAGAUCUCAGAUUUACAUUAUUUAAGCCCAUCGGGUUGCACAUUUUGGGGAAAGAAGCCAUGGAGCCGUAAGAAGAAAAUCCUGUGGCAACUAGGGACACUUGUUGGAGCUCCUGUAGGAAUUGCCCUAAUAGCUGGCAUUGCUAUUCCUGCUAUGAUUAUUGGAAUUCCUGUCUAUGUGGGACGUAAGAUUCACAAUCGAUACGAAGGCAAAGACAUUUCAAAGCACAAGCGAAACUUGGCUAUAGCAGGUGGUGUAACCUUAUCUGUAAUUGUUUCUCCAGUUGUAGCUGCAGUAACCGUAGGUAUUGGUGUUCCCAUUAUGCUGGCUUAUGUGUAUGGAGUUGUUCCAAUUUCCCUCUGCCGAAGUGGAGGCUGUGGUGUGUCAGCUGGCAAUGGAAAAGGUGUCAGGAUAGAAUUUGAUGAUGAAAACGAUAUAAAUGUUGGUGGAACAAAUGCAGCUGUAGAUAGCACGUCGGUGGCGGAGGCGCGUCACAACCCCAGCAUAGGGGAGGGCAGCGUGGGGGGCCUGACGGGCAGCCUGAGCGCCAGCGGCAGCCACAUGGACAGGAUCGGAGCCAUGCGCGACAACCUGAGCGAGACGGCCAGCACCAUGGCCCUGGCUGGGGCCAGCAUCACGGGCAGCCUCUCGGGGAGUGCCAUGGUGAACUGCUUUAACAGACUGGAAGUACAAGCAGAUGUGCAGAAAGAACGAUACAGUCUGAGUGGAGAAUCUGGCACAGUUAGCUUGGGAACAGUUAGUGACAAUGCCAGUACCAAAGCAAUGGCAGGAUCCAUUUUGAACUCCUACAUCCCUUUGGACAGGGAAGGUAACAGCCUGGAAGUGCAGGUGGAUAUCGAAUCCAAGCCAGCCAAGUUCCGGCACCACAGCGGGAGCAGCAGCGUGGAGGACGGCGGCGCUGCCGGGCGCGGCUCCGCCGGCUGCUCCGGCCCGCCCGAGGGCAAAGCCGGCGCCACCAAGUGGUCCAAGGACAGCACGGCGGGGAAGAAGUGCAAAGGUAAGCUGAGAAAGAAGAGUAGCAUGAAGAUUAAUGAGACGAGAGAGGACAUGGAUGCUCAGCUGUUGGAGCAGCAAAGCACAAACUCCAGCGAAUUUGACUCUCCCUCUCUGAGCGAUAGUAUUCCAUCUGUAGCAGAUUCACACUCCAGCCAUUUCUCUGAGUUCAGUUGCUCAGAUAUGGAAAGUAUGAAAACUUCCUGUAGCCAUGGCUCCAGCGACUAUCACACUCGCUUUACCACAGUCAGUGUUCUCCCAGAGGUGGAAAACGAUCGCUUGGAAAACUCUCCACAGCCGAGUGGAAUCCCUGUGCCUGUUCCAACAGCCCCAAGCACUGAUGUUCCACAGCUGAGUUACAUUGUUGAGGAAAGCAUUAAUAAUGGAUCUUCAACAGAUGUAGGUUUAGGUGUUGGUGAAACACCAAAAGAAACAAACAACAACCAUUCACAACAGGCUGUGGAAUUAAGCACUGCUAUUCAGACUGAAAUGUAAAUCUGUAAGUGCUGCAAAAAAUAUAUUUGCCACUAAAGAACCCUGUCAAAGCUGGUUGAAUCACAUGCGACUCCCGUAGGUUUCAGGUGACCAGCAGAAGCAAGGUUUUGAUACAACUGCAUUUUCUAUAUACUUGUCUGAUAAAGCAAAAUACUUCCUAUGGAUCUUCGACCUGUAUGAAGAGACAUGAAGGCUUUAACCAAGUGCAUUACAGCAGUACAGAAAUGUCCAUGUUUUGUAUUUUUGCCACAACUUUGCUUGAAAGCGUAUACUUGGUGUAUUUAGAUAAAAAUUGGUAAAUUCUUAAUAUGUUAAAUGCUGAAAUGAAUAAUAUGUCCUGCACUGUUCACUUGGAAAAUAUGGGGUUUGGGAUAAAGGGUGUUAGCUGAGCAUUAGUGACUUAAAACCAUUCUUGUGUGAACUCUUAAAUUUAAGGGAAGCAAAGACCUGCAGAGACCUAUACAAACAUACUUCAACAGUGAAUAUUCAGAAUGACAAUUUUGUUUCAUAACUGGACACACUGUAUUUAGAAUGCAUGUAGAAUGAACUGCAUAUCUUCAGAUGGAUGUAGCCUGUGUCAGAGGUGUUCGUAUGUGUGUACACUUUGAGCAGGGUUAUGGCUUUUACAUAACUUCAAAACAUAAGAAAUUGGUACUUAAUAUAUGGUGGAAUGGAGACAUCACCUGUGUAGAACAGUGGGGUUACCUAUUUAUUCAUGCAACCAAUCAUGCAGCAGUUAAGGCUACUAUAUAGUGUAUAGAAAGUGUAAAAUAACAAUCCAGUGAUUUCUAAGCAUUGUAGAAAAGCAGAUGCAGCCACCUUUCAUUAAGGGGAAAAUUGGUGCCCCGUCCAUUCUUGGUGCCUUUGGAAAAGACUGGGUUUGAAGUGCCUGGUCAUCUGAGGAUUUUACUGUAAUGUUUUCCAGAAUGUCCUAUUUGGCCACCUUGGAUCACAAAAGAAAA